This is a messenger RNA of Selaginella moellendorffii, 876 nucleotides long. RefSeq lists its product as uncharacterized. The transcript is spliced from 5 exons. NCBI's taxonomy places the organism in Eukaryota, Viridiplantae, Streptophyta, Lycopodiopsida, Selaginellales, Selaginellaceae. The record is from RefSeq and is a predicted model, not a curated record. Bases 18 to 629 code for a protein of 203 amino acids.
UUCGUACAAGUGUACGAAUGAAGGGCGAUGGCGAUGGCGAUCGCUUAGGCGCAACGAUCAAGAGGCCGCUGAGAGAUGAAGCAGUCACACCUGUGGCGGUUUUGUCAGUGAAAGCGCGAUCGGUGGCAAGCGAUAGUAAAUGCUAUGCUAGGCGCCGCAGAAUCCUUCGCGAUGACAACAAGAGCGAAGAAUGGAUGCCUUCGACAUGUCCGUCGAAGAGGUCCAAGAAGCGACGGCAUUCGAGCACCAGUUUGGAGGACGAUUUUCAAGAUCAAGACCAUGAUUCCACCGAGUUGAAAACUCGUCACAGAUCUAAGAAAAGUCGUCGAGGUAGAGCAAGGACACAGAAGCCAGCCAAGGUUCCAAAGAACUUCGUCCAGGAGCAGCAAAAGUACUUCGCGGAAGUGGAUGCAUUCGAGCUCCAGGAGGAGGAAUCUGCGGAAGAAAGCUCCUCUCACGAGCUGGAUCAAAAACUCCAAUCGGAGGACGAGAGCUCCUCAGACGACGAGGUCCCACAGGAAGCAGGACCCGCCCAAGAACUACAACCAGAGUCAACGAAGGACUCUUUCUCGGAGCCGGAGGAGUCGGAGUCGGCGUCGGGAUCUGGAUCGGAGGAGAGAUCGGACUAAACUCCAUCGCGUAUCUCCUUUCGGCGCAAAUGCUGCAGGUUGGUCCCGGGUUCUUUCGAGCUAUGUCACAACGAAGAUUCUCCAUAGACGCGGCCAAAAGAGAGAAAACAUAUACUUCCGUGAACGUUAUUGGCCGCCACGUGGACGACACCGAUUGGCGAAUGGGAGCUACUAACUGACACGUGUACACUAGACAAAUUAUUGUAGCCGGAAGUAUGGUAUCUAUAGUUUUGUGGAGGCGCGUAUA